Entamoeba invadens IP1 is the source of this 558-nucleotide messenger RNA. RefSeq lists its product as hypothetical. The transcript has a single exon. The coding region runs from base 1 to 558 and encodes 185 amino acids. The record is from RefSeq and is a predicted model, not a curated record. Gene Ontology annotation, molecular function: protein binding. NCBI's taxonomy places the organism in Eukaryota, Evosea, Mastigamoebida, Endamoebidae.
AUGUCUUCGCUGAAAGAGCGUGAGUUCGUUUUGUUUAUAUUGAACUUCAUCAAUCCACCUGAAAAGGUCGAUUGCAAAGUUUCCAACCCGGGUGUUCUUGUCACGGGCAAUGAAAUUAAAACAACGGUUCAUCGCGAGUUCCACACGGCGACAAUUCAAGACAAAGUCAAGGCGUUUGCCGUCAAGAUCACUAAUCCGGGCCGUUCUGCGUUAUGUAAUGCGAUGUACGUUGGCAUGACAUUUGCUACCACCGUCAUGCCGACUGGUCAGCAGUGGGUCAAGAGUGGGUAUUUCAUGUCGAUGUACAACGGCAAUCUGUACUCCGAGAAGGUGACACCCAACUCGAAGAGUCAUGUCUAUUAUAACAAGCGCCUGUCCAACGAUGAUUCCAUUGUCUGUUGGUUCAACAAAGAUACGAAAGAGAUUGGGUUCAUUGUAAAUGGUAUUCAGCUCGGAGCUGCUUUUACUGGUGUGACACAAACAGAUCUUCUUCCCAUGCUUGUCAUGUACGAAGCAGAUGAGUCUUUCCAAGUAUCUGCACUCUUUAAAUGUGAUUGA